UCUCCUCAUCUCAGCUGCAUUUGUUUAUUUCCAACCCUAUCCACUACGAAAAGGGGAUUAUUCAUUGUAGAAUUACUACUUUAAUUAAUCAUAAAAAAAUCACGUGGAUUAUUAUUGAGCGGAGUACGGGCAUGCAAUGUCAAUGUUUUGAAGCUGGCUGCUUGUCUUCUUCUUCUUCGUCUUAUUAGCGGCACAGGAGAAGAAUCGUGCAUUGACUCUCUAUCUCUCGGCUCGGAGAAAGGCAUCGAUUUCGGAAGUGCUUCGCCCAGACGGAGAGGGAGAAGGACCGCAAUUCCUUUCUCUCUCGGGUUUUUCUCUAUCAUCCAUCUCCGCAUGUCAAAUUGUAUGCGUUGAUCGAAUCGUGAUUGAAUCAGAUUUUGUAUCCAUGAAAUGCGCAGGGAUUUCUGAAGACGCGUGAGAACUUCCUGGAUUCGGCGUUUAUUGCGGCAGCGCUGCUACCAUCGAAUCUAUUGCUGCUUGGUCUCUCUGUAUCGCUGCCGCAGCCAUGGGUGGUUGUCUUGGAUGUGAUAACAACGCUAAUUUGAUUUCAUCCUUCAACCAUACACCGAGAAGGCAGAAAAUAAAAUAUUACAGAGAGCCAGUACCUAGCAGCAUAUCAGAAGAUUUCUGGACUACAAGCGCACGGGAUAUGGAUGGGAACGCCAUUCAAUCACGUGGAAGCAUAUCCUCUAUUAGUACUUCAACCCAAGCACAUGAUGCUCACAGCAGUGGAAGUAUAAACGCCCCUUCUGAGUUUGUAAAUCAUGGACUAAUAUUAUGGAACCAAAUUAGACAGCAUUGGGUAGGAAGUAAAAAGCCGCAAAACCAGUCACAGCAGCCGUCUGAGCCCAAAUUAAACUGGAAUUCAACAUAUGAUAGUUUGCUUGGAAGCAACAAACCGUUCACGGAACCUAUUCCUCUUGGUGAAAUGGUAGAUUUCCUUGUGGAUAUUUGGGGCCAGGAUGGAAUGUAUGACUGAGCUGAUGUAAUCUAAGUUUGUUUGAUUCAUGGCCAAUAGGUGAUCAGCUCUUUCUGAACAGGAGUGCAUUUCGUCUGUACACAUAUUCAGAAUUCUGUUACUGAACUGGUCUUCUUUUUAUAUUAUAGACUCUAUUUAAAUGCAAGGACUGCAGUCAAAAGCUGUAGUUCUUGGGUUCCAUAUGAAUCGUUUGUUUUGUUCCAUUUGAUAGGUACUGCAUGAGAUCAGUGCCGAACUUACCUUUGACCCUGAGCUCAUAUUCUACUGCUAGUGGUGUAUGACUUGAUUCAUUAACAAAUUUGUACGAUAAAAUUGAUACAAAAUUUAUACUGAAGUUGCAAUUAUGGUAGGG
Cuscuta europaea is the source of this 1331-nucleotide messenger RNA. NCBI's taxonomy places the organism in Eukaryota, Viridiplantae, Streptophyta, Magnoliopsida, Solanales, Convolvulaceae. The record is from the annotation of a GenBank genome assembly.